GGAAGUAAGGUCUCUCGAAUUCCUGACAGCGGCAGCAUUUAAAGUUGAGCGAUCAGGUGCUUUGGCCGACGGCCUGUUUCUCCAUUCAGGGUCUACCCGAACCAGGAGGACACUCCAUACCUCUAGUGCCCUAUGGAGAGGGCUGAGGCUGAUCGCAAAGUAUCCGGCGCGGAACAAAAGACGCAACACUCCGAGAGGUGCCGGACGCCCCGCCCCUAGAGAAGGGUUUAGAAGUCUCCCCCGGGGAAGGCACCCGAAGACCUCCCCGGGGCGUAGCCCGCCGAUCAUGGCCACGCCCCAGGGGGCCGGUUCCGCCACUUGGCGCUUGGCGGCCGCAGCCUGCUGGCGAGUGGUGCGCGGACGCUGCGUGGAGCAUUUCCCGCGAGUCCUGCAGUUUCUGCGCUCCCUGCGCGCGGCCGCCCCCGGCUUGGUUCGCUACCGGCACCACGAGCGCUUGUGUAUGGGCCUACAGGCCAAGAUGGUGGUGGAGAUGAUCCUGCAAGGCCAGCCUUGGGCUCAGGUUCUGAGUGUCCUGAAUCGCCACUUCCCAGAGUCUGCACCUGCACCGCCCGACCCGAGAGCUACAAAGCGGGAUCUGAGGAAGAUUUUGGAGGCACGGGAAACCUUUUGCCAGCACGUGAAGCAACUGUCAGAAGCCCCUGUGGAUUUGGCCUCAAAGCUGCAGCAGGAGCUUGAACAAGAGUAUGGGGAUCCCUUUCUGGCAGCCAUGGAAAAGCUGUUUUUUGAAUACUUGUGUCAGCUAGAGAAAGCACUGCCUGCAGUAGAGGCACAGCAGCUUCAAGAUGUGCUGAGUUGGAUGCAGCCUGGAGUUUCUAUCACCUCUUCUCUUGCCUUGAGCCAGUAUGCUGCAGACAUGGGGUGGCCGCUUCCAGAUCCCUUUGUUUCUGGCUCAGUGAACUUGACUGAGCCCAUGGAACAGAAUCAUUCUCAGCAAUCAAGACCAGCUCUCCACAGUCCUCUGCCAAAAGCCAAGCCCAGCCCUCAGGGACCAGCUUCAAGGAAGCAUCCCGAAUCUUUAGCUGGCCACCACUUCAAUCUGGCCCCGCUAGGCCAGCGAAAACUCCAGUCCCGAUGGACAUCUGCAACGGGCAGCUAUAAAGAGCGCCCCACGGUCAUGCUGUUGCCCUUCAGGAAUCUGGACCCACCAAGCCAAGUCAUAGCUAAACCUGAGAGCAGGGAAGAGCGUGGGAUACACACAGCAGACACAGCCUGUGUGGGCACAAGAGCAGCCUUCACUGGCAAGUCAAAGAGUCCAUCUCAGGUCCUGGGGGAACGGGCACUGAAGGAGAACCCACCUGCAUCGUCAGCCUCAGAGCCAACAGAGAAUUGCUUGGAUUGCUACAUGAACCCUCUGAGACUGUCAUUAUCACCUCCCAAGGCCAAGAAGCCAGCAUGUUCUCCAUUUCUGACCACCUCAGUCAUUACCAUAGGAGACUUGGUUUUGGACUCUGAAGAGGAAGAAAAUAGCCAGAGGGAAGGAAAGGAGUCUCUGGGAAACUAUCAGAAGACAAAGUAUGAUACCCUGGUCCCCACCUUCUGUGAAUACCUCCCCACCUGUGGCUCCAGUUCCGUGCUUGCUCCUUCCCCUGACUGCACAGACAGCUCUAGACCCCUGUGAAACCACUGGAAUACCGUCUGCCCUCUGUCCACCUGUUUUCUCAGCUCUGCAGUCAGCUUAGUGGGAAUGAAGUGGAAGCCCAGCCUUGGGUUGCCUGAAUUCAUGCUAAAAGCGGUGUAAUGCUUGAUAAUUAAAUUUUGGAUUUGUCACACUGUCUUGAUGUGGGGAAGGGAAACUAAGGCUUCCAUGGGUCAGCAGAGGUCACUCCUUAGAACUGGCCUCCCUAGAGCUGGAGGAGCCCUUUGCCUUUUUCCUUGCUUGGAAAGUGUUACGGGUGCAGAGAAGGGUUAUCUUGGUGAUCCCAGGGAGUCAGUGCAGUUCCUAACUAACCACCCUGGAGAAGCACCCAGGUCAGCGACUAGCAUCUGUUUAAAGUCCAUGAGGGCCAGGGAUUUAGUUCAGUGGUUCCGUCGCCUGCCUCGCAAGCGCAAGGACCCGAGUUCAAUCCCUGGUACCAAAAAAAAAAAAAAAAAAAUUAGAGCACACUUAAAG
This is a messenger RNA of Heterocephalus glaber (naked mole-rat), 2131 nucleotides long. RefSeq names its product TERF1-interacting nuclear factor 2. Gene Ontology annotation, molecular function: telomeric repeat DNA binding. Gene Ontology annotation, biological process: telomere capping; regulation of telomere maintenance via telomere lengthening. The record is from RefSeq and is a predicted model, not a curated record. Gene Ontology annotation, cellular component: shelterin complex. Lineage: Eukaryota; Metazoa; Chordata; Mammalia; Rodentia; Bathyergidae.